Symbiodinium pilosum is the source of this 240-nucleotide messenger RNA. Lineage: Eukaryota; Dinophyceae; Suessiales; Symbiodiniaceae. The record is from the annotation of a GenBank genome assembly.
GGGAUGGUUGGCUGGACAAAUGGGAGACGCCUUGCCACCCAUCGAUCUGGGCAGCAGUUCCAUGGCUGCUGAAAUUGCCACAGGACCAUACCACGUAUGUGUUCGGCUGACUGAUGGCAAGGCCAAGUGUUGGGGUCGCAAUGAUAUCGGUCAGCUGGGUGUGGCAGACACUAGCGACCGCGGCGACGCGGGUGGGGAGAUGGGUGACAGCUUGCCUACCGUGGAUGUUGGCACUGGCAG